Messenger RNA from Ostreobium quekettii, 861 nucleotides. Lineage: Eukaryota; Viridiplantae; Chlorophyta; Ulvophyceae; Bryopsidales; Ostreobiaceae. The record is from the annotation of a GenBank genome assembly.
AUGUUCUCCCCCAGCGCCGGCGCGCUGGCGGCCCUCCUGCGCUCGCCCGUCCGCCGCCUGUGCCGGCGCCUAUCCUCAGCCCCGCCAACCGGCGAGCUCGUUCGAUGCGACUUUGGGACGCCCACCGCCGUGGUGAGCUUCGAGGGGCACGCUCGCAGGAACGCGAUGGGCCGCCAGACAGUGGACGAGCUGCGGACGUGCGUCGCCGCCCUGCGAUGGCAGGCGGACCUGCGCUGCAUCGUUUUCCGGAGCGGCGUGCCGGGAGUGUUCUGCGCAGGUGCAGAUCUCAAAGAAAGAGCCAACAUGGAUGAAGAGGAAGUGCGUGAGUUCGUGAGCACUAUACGGGAGGCAGUGGAUGGUGUGGCCCAGCUCCAGAUGCCAACCAUUGCCCUCAUUGACGGGCCUGCUUUUGGAGGUGGAGCAGAACUGGCUAUUGCCUGCGACUUCCGAGUGGGAACCCCCACAGCCAAAUUGGCAUUUCCAGAGGUCCGUCUUGGCAUAAUUCCUGGUGCGGGGGGCACACAACGACUGCCCCGCAUUGUUGGGGAAUCCAAAGCCAAACAGUUGAUCUUGUUGGGAACUGUGGUCCAAGCCAAUGAAGCGAAGCAGCUGGGGCUGCUGGAUUACGUGGGCUCGGAUGCAGAAGACCAUGUGCGUGCGCUGGCCACCACUCUGGCUGAGAAUGCCCCGCUGGCCCUGAGGGCAGCCAAGACCGCCGUGGACCAUGCAGCGGACGUGGAUAUGCAGAACGGUUUGAUAUUUGAAGGCGAGUGCUACGAUCGAGUGUUGUACACUCGAGACAGGAAAGAAGGCCUGAAGGCUUUUCUGGAAAAACGAAAACCGGAGUUUACAGGGAGUUAG